AUGGUCAGGUCACGACCGAGUAUGCCAACUUGGUGCCGAUUCGUUCCUCAAGACGAUGCAAUUGCCAAAGGCAAAGUCAAGCAAUCCGUCACACUCGCAGGCGGCGUUGAGUCAAUAAACGUCAUCCCGGACGAGCCCCGCGGCGCCGUCGCCUUCGCCGCCCAGCCCGUUUUGCAUGACGCGGUCCGCUCCAGGGCCGCCGACGAGACGACCGGCGAGGGCAUACAGGGCGAGCCUCAGCUGUUUCGCAAAGAUCUGUGGUUCCGGGGGCACCGCCGGCUCGCCGUACUGCCCUCGGUCAACCUGUAG
Molecule: messenger RNA, 309 nt
Organism: Metarhizium album ARSEF 1941
Lineage: Eukaryota; Fungi; Ascomycota; Sordariomycetes; Hypocreales; Clavicipitaceae
Product: glycosyltransferase family 69 protein
Exons: 1
Coding region: 1-309 (102 amino acids)
Source: RefSeq, a predicted model, not a curated record